This is a messenger RNA of Chrysemys picta bellii (western painted turtle), 1722 nucleotides long. NCBI's taxonomy places the organism in Eukaryota, Metazoa, Chordata, Testudines, Emydidae. The record is from RefSeq and is a predicted model, not a curated record.
AUGCCCGUCAUCCUGGCCUGGAGGAGACACGGGGUGGCUUUCGAGAAGGACGGGGUUUUCCUGCACACCAGCGCCAAGCGCCACCCGGAUCAGGACUCGCUCAUCCCAGGGGUCAUCCGCAUCCUCGAGAAGGGCUCAGACCACCUGCUGCAGUGGACGCCCCUGGAGGAAGGUGGUGAUGCUGCCCAGAUUGUUUUCUCCAAAAAGGAGCCCCCGGGCGCGGCCGAGGAGGAGCCCUUCGAUCCGGGCUACGAGCCCGACUGGGCCGUGAUCAGCACCGUGAGGCCCCGGCCGCAGGAGGAGCCCCCGGGCUCCGUGCCCCCGCCCGGCCCCCGGGCACAGUGGGCCUUCACGCUCAGCCUCUCCGAGCUGCAAUCCAUCCGCCGGGGCCGGCCGGGGCUGGGCUGGUCCUACCUCAUCUUCAUCAGCCGGGAGAGCGGGUCCCUGCCCGCCCUCCACUUCCACCGCGGCGGCAGCAAGGCCCUGCUGCGGGCGCUCUGCAAGUACCUCAUCCUGGCCAUCUCCCCCAAGGACUCCCGGCUUUACCUGGUCUACAGCCACGACUCGUACGCGCUGUCACACGCCUUCGACCAGCUGCAGCUGUUCGAUGAGAACUCCUCCAACCUGGUGUCACGUUUCCUGCAGGACCCCUACACGGCCACUUUCGGGGGCUUCUCCAAAGUCACCAGCUUUUUCCGCGGGGCCCUGCACCAUGAGGCUGGCGCCCCCCUGCGGCCCCCGGGCGCCGCCGCCGCCGCUAGCCUGGAGGAUGAGCCAGGCUUCGAGGUCAUCACCUGCCAGGUGCAGCUGGGGCCGCGGCCGGCCGUGUGCCGGGAGGCCCCGGUGACGGAGCAGGACUGGGGGCAGCACCUGGACCCCGAGGGGCGCGUCACCCACCUGGAUGGGCUCAAGAGGAGGAUCUUUGCUGGGCCCCCCCGUCCCAGGGCCUCACCCCACGCGCUGCGCAAGGAAGCCUGGAAGUUCCUGCUGGGUUACUACAACUGGGAGAGCAGCAGCGAGGAGAACCGGGCCCAGGCCCGGCGCCGAACGGACGAGUAUUUCCGCAUGAAGCUGCAGUGGAAGUCGGUGAGCGAGGAGCAGGAACGGCGGAACUCCCUGCUGCGCGGCUACCGCAGCCUCAUCGGCUACGUGCAGGGCAUGAGCGACCUGCUCUCCCCCGUCCUCUACGUCACCCAGAACGAGGUCGACGCCUUCUGGUGCUUCGCAGGUUUCAUGGAGCUGGUGCAACAUAACUUCGAGGAGAGCCAGGAGAGCAUGAAACGGCAGCUGGGCCAACUGGGACUGCUGCUACACUCGAAGGAAUCCGGCUCCUUGUGUUUCUGCUUCCGCUGGCUUCUGAUCUGGUUCAAGCGGGAAUUCGCCUUCGAGGACGUGCUGCAGCUCUGGGAGGUGCUGUGGACGGGGUUGCCCUGUGCCAGCUUCCACCUGCUGGUGGCCUGCGGGAUCCUGGACUCGGAGCGCGAGGCCCUAAUGAACUCAGGGUUCGGCUUCAGCGAGAUCCUCAAGCACAUCAACGAGCUGACGAUGACGAUGAGUGUGGAGGAGACGCUGGUCCGGGCCGAGGCGCUGUACAGACAGCUGGUGGCCAGUCCUGCACCGGGGCUGGAGCUGACUGGCAGCGUCUCGCCCCCCCAGCCCGACAGCAGCAUCGAGAUCCUGCCCCCCGAGGAACCCCCCAUGGCCCAGAGCCCCCUGCCCUGA